GCGGAAGCGAGAGAAACACCGCACAGAUCCACCUGUCGGUGAAGCGGCGGGUGAGUUUCAGGUGUAGCCGUCUGUCGUUGGCUGUUGGCUCAGUCUAAUCUCUAAUCGAAUUAUCCCUGCGCUCAAGAAAAGACAAACCACUUGAACACGUCAAAUGUGUCACGGACAGUAGUUCGAGACGAUUCCGUCAUUUAUUCAAUGUUGUCGAAUAAGUCGAAUAAAUGUAGCUGUUGUCAGUCUCUUGUUAAGGAUGUGUUUUGACUGCCUCAUGUCCACGUCGAUGGUCUGAUUUCAACGUAUCUGAAAGCGCACGAGUUGAUCAAGGUUUGUGGGUAAAUGAGCUGUUUUUCGUCUGGAAAAAUAAACAGUAUACACCUUUUCUCUCUUAAGUCAGUCAGUAAAACCAGUGUCAAACACGUAGUUGAUUAGAACACGUUUUCAAAGCGAAGUUGAUGGAUGGCUGUAUGGAACUGUCAGUGAUGUAACGGAAUAAUGAUAAUAAUGAUGAUUUUUUUGUGGCUUUCCUCCCACGGUCCAAAGACAUACUCACCUGGUGAGUUGGACACGCUAAAACGGCCCCUGCGGUCAAUUGACGAUGUAUGUUAACUGAUAUUUGACAAUGACAUUACCGUAACUAUACUGCGACUCUACUGGUCAUCGUCAAUAUUUCUCAUGCAUCACGUCAUCUUGGCAGUGUUUUGCUUCCUCGUCGUUUGCUGUUGUUUAUUAUGGUCUUUAUAAGCUGUGAGAAAUGGAAUCAGAAUGCAUUUGAAAUGUCGUGUGUUUCGUAUUUCUCCUUCUGCCUGCAGCGUGAGAGGUGUUUAAUAGUUUCCUCUCGCGCGCGUGAGCUCGCGCUCGUCCGGUCAUGGGUCAGCUGUUUUCAUCAGAGACAGAUGUUGCCGGAGCGAGAGAGGCGAUCGGCUCGCUGCUGUACCAGGCCAUGCAGCAGGAGGGCGCUGUUGCUCGACUGGCCGUGGACUACCCGCUGCUGCUGGAGCCUCACGAGGGCAGUGCGGACCGCUUCACUGAGCAGCUGAAGCAGCUGCAGGUGGACCUGGGGAGCAAGGCGCCCGUCUACCUGAGAGACCUGAUCGGGAGGCUGACGUCGUUCGCCGAGGAGCCCCGUCUGGCCGGGCUCCUGGGCCUGGUGGUCACCGUGGUGAUAGACAUGCUGUACUCAGGCAGCAGACAGACCUCGGCCAGUAAAGCCAAGUCAGGACCUUCCUCCGUCCAGCAGAAGGUGGUGGAGCUGCAGGAGCUGAUGGAGGAGUACCUGAAGCGCUGCCAGAUCCACCUGAGCGACAGAGCCAGACUCAUCCAGGACUCUCAGAGACUGGAGGCCCAGCUGAGCAUGAGCCUCACCCAGCUGAAGACCUGCCUGCUGGCAGGAGACUGUGACUCCAGGUUGGUGACUCGCUGGGCCAAGGCAGCAGCGUUCCACACGCAGAUGUUGGUGCACCUGGCUGCUCUGGAGGAUCAGCCCGAGCCGCUGGCCGCCAGGGCGGCGCUGGACCAGUACCAGGAGGCGCUGACCCGGAUCCUGGCCGCCUACAGGAGCUACAAGUCCAAGUCAGUCCAUGUGGUCAAGUGCCGCAGUGCUCUGCGAGGCUCCCCCGGCGAGGCUCUGGAGGAAGGCUGCAUGACCGGCCUGACGGUCUCGGACCGUGAGACAGGAAAGAGCGCCACCGUCAGUCUGGACGCCCUGCAGGAGGAGCUGGGAAGAAGAGGCCUGGGUGAGCUGGUGGACCUGGACCAGAUCCCCUCAGACCAGUACCUGCAGGCCUACCUGGACCACCUGUUCUCCACCAAGGGCCCGGGGGCCGAGCUGCAGGACUACUUCAGCAGAACCGGCCAGAAGCUGCGAUGUCUGCAGCUGAAGCCGGAGAGCAGGGCGUCGGUGUCGGAGCCGGACGGAGGCCCGGCACAGACGCCGCCCGGAGAGUGUUUGAUGCUCAGCAUCAUGGAGACCAUGAAGCACUAGACUCUAACAUUAUGACCACCCAGCCGAUGACUCUCGCUGCCUUUGGCUCCCGCAGUGGUCAGUGGUCAUCCUCAGUAACCCAAGGUACGGAAGCCGUUACGGUCCAGUCGCAGGGUUAUACUCCGGCUGCAGCCAUCACCAGGGAGAGGCAGGACCAGAGCCACCACAGCUGUGCCUCAGCAGUCUGGACUGUCUAUUGUUGUCUCAAUAAAGUGCCACAAAUCCCAGCUCCAGGUCGACAACUGUGCUUCUUGGUGUUCUGGACAGGAAAGCACUCAGAGAGCGCAGCUGCAGUCCCCACAACACGAGCUAAUGCGCUAAUGCUAAAGAAUCCGUCCCAAAACCCCUGGCUCCAGACGGUGGUCCGGCUCUCUCCCACAAUUGGAUCAGGUCUUGGACCUGUACCUGAACAUGUCAUCCACAUCCGUCUGUAAGGUUAUGGGAUCGGCUUAUCCUGGUGAGGACCUUCUGGCUGGACCCCACAAUGUGAGGGCUCAAACUUGAAAAUAACUGGGUCCAGUCUGUCCUCGCAAGGAUAGAAACAAACCUGUGUGAGUGAGUGAGACUGGCUGUGCAGCAGUGCUCGGAGAACAAUUGACAGCGGAGGCAUGCUUGAGAGUGUGAGUGUGUGAGAGCUCCAUGAGUCACACUUCACAGCUCCAAUUACUGCUCUCUGAGCUCCUGAUGUCGACUGAUUGCUGUUAUUACUCUCCUCCUCCCUCGCUUCUUUCAAGGCUCAAUCCCUUCCUCUGUUCAAGGAUUUGUUUUCUCCCCUUAAAUGAACAGAAGCCAAAAACUGCGGUGGAUCCAGAACAAAACCAAGUGGUUGAGGAACCUCAGCUUGACUCCCUCAGGACCUUGACUGAGGUCAGGAGGCCCAUGGUGGUGGUGAGGUCUCGCUCCACGAGCCUCUACAGGGGAGGACACUUCCCUGCUGUCAUGGCUCCAGCAGGUUGAUGUUCUCGCUGCAGAGAUGAGCCAGUGAACUGCUCCAAAGCUCGUCUGCCACUCUGACGCUGUCGCUGCAGAACAUCAAUGACACGUUGGUGAAUAAAUACAUCAGACUGAACUGACGGAUGAUCAGUCAGUAGAGGUCAAUAGAACGACAAAUGAAGACGAAGAAUAUGCAGUAAAUAAGAAACAAAUGUGAAUUUGAAACUCGACUGGAACCUUCAUUUUCCAUCUCUGGGCUCCCAGGGACCAGCGGUAAAGAGAAUCGCGGUCCGCCUCCCACACUGGCCGCAGCAGCGAGGCCGUGCGUCCAGUUACUGUGGUGAUGCUCUGUUUCCGUGGCGACGCUUCUACAACAUCCAACACGGCUUGCCACGCACCAGCUGCGUGCGCGCGGAUGAAUCUCGUGAUGCGCACGUGGGGGAGAUUUAAAGCCCAGUAUUUGUGAUUGUUUCUGACGUGUUCAACCGCCGCCAUCCAACGGCACGUCUGCAUGUCAGGAUCAAGGCUCUCUCACUUCAUUUCCUAAAAAAUACCAGAAAUAGUUGACAGAAAUAGUUGAUGCCACAUUCAUGCUCAGCAAGUCUCCUACGACAGAUGAGUUAGGUUUCAUAGAGUCUGACUGCAGAUUGAUGAUUCAGUGAGUACAGCGGAAUACAGCUUAUUUAUUGAAUAUCUAACUUAGUGAAUUGAUAUUUCUGCAUGAACCUGGGUUCAGAUUUCUCAAACUAUUCCGGGUAUUUUAUAGGCAAAGAAGUGCGUGAGCACAGCCGGUCUGUCCCUUUAUCCUGGUGAGGGCCGCAGCUAGCAUAAAAACCCAAGUAAUCGCGCAACGGAGUUUUGCUACACGGGGAACAAAUCAAUGUAACAACAUGUUUGUGUGGACGGCGCUGAUCGUGUCUCGUAAAAUAAAUGAAUAUUGUAGUCAGGAGCUCACUGUCAAUCACGGGCUGUCACGUGAACGUCAAAACAUUCUGACACUUGUACACCCCUGGAAUGUUUCUACGAGAGCAAGAGUCGGACUUUACCUGCUGAACUUGCCUCAGUCUUUGAAUAAACUUCUGGGCUCAGCAGUUCACUGACAGUUACUCAGCUAGUGAAACGCUGAGUGGCUGCUCGUUCGUUUACAAAUCAGCGGACAUUUUGCACUUCAACCUGCUCAGGUGAGUUUCACCUGACCGGGCUCACAUGUGAGAGGAGAGUCAGGUAGCGAGAUGAACUGUUGGGACUCUCUGCUCCUCAGGAAUGGCCCCGGCUGCGUGGCUAGCCUGGUCAUCAUCGAGGUGUAAACAUGGGCUCAGAGCGCCUGCGGGUCAUUACCCAUCCUCGAGGUCCGUCCUCUGCUCCCUGGCGACCGACCUCG
Molecule: messenger RNA, 4295 nt
Organism: Synchiropus splendidus (mandarinfish)
Lineage: Eukaryota; Metazoa; Chordata; Actinopteri; Syngnathiformes; Callionymidae
Exons: 6
Coding region: 866-1981 (371 amino acids)
Source: RefSeq, a predicted model, not a curated record